Molecule: messenger RNA, 1473 nt
Organism: Auanema sp. JU1783
Lineage: Eukaryota; Metazoa; Nematoda; Chromadorea; Rhabditida; Rhabditidae
Source: the annotation of a GenBank genome assembly
AUGGAUGAACAAGAAGAGCCAACUGUAGGUGAAAAUCCUGAUGUUUCUUCAGAUGGAGUUUUCCACCGCCUGCGGAACUCGAAAAAAUUCAUAACAUUCGGUGUUCUGUUCUGUGUGAACCUGUUGAACUAUAUGGACAGAUUCACUAUAGCAGGAGUUUUACCUAGUUUGAAAGCGUACUUUGAUAUGAAUGAUCAACAAGCCGGAAUCUUACAGACUGUUUUUAUAGUGUUUUAUAUGGUUUGCGCUCCUGUGUGUGGUUAUUUAGGAGACAGAACUAAUCGCUUGCACAUCUUAUUCGUUGGAUAUCUUAUUUGGAUAUGUGCAGUCAUGCUCUCCACCUUUGUGGGCCAAAAUAAUUUGUUUCUUUUUAUGUUGCUCAGAGGAAUUGUAGGAGUAGGCGAAUCCUCUUACUCAACUGUUGCUCCUUCUAUCAUAGCAGAUAUGUUCACAGAUAGAGCACGAAGCAUAUCGCUUAUGAUUUUCUACUUCGCUAUACCUGUUGGCAGUGGAUUGGGGUACAUUGGAGGGUCAUCGAUAUCUUUUCUUUUUGGUGGAUGGCAAGCAGGAGUUCGGUUCACUGCUUGUAUAGCUGUUGUCUUGAUCAUCCCUCUUAUUUAUUUUGUUGAAAUACCAGAAAGAGGAGCAGCAGAACACGCUGAUCAACUAGAUGCACAUGAUGGAGGGCUUCUGUCCGAUAUUCGAUAUCUUCUUACAAUAAAAACUUACAUCUUUUCUACAAUUGGAUUCACUUGUGUCAUAUUUGCUGUGGGAUCUUUGAGUUGGUGGACACCAACGUUGAUGGGAUAUGCUUAUGGACGUAAUGGAGCUAUGAGCCCUGGAGAUUAUGCUGAGAUUUCUUUGAUAUUCGGGGGAAUCACUUGUGCCGCUGGAAUUUUCGGAGUACUCAUAGGGUCAUCAUGGGCUCAAGCUUGGCGAGAAGGAAAAUGGGGAUUACAAAAAAAGGAAAAUGCCGAUGCAUAUGUGUGUGCAGUGGGCUCUAUGCUGACUGUUCCUUUACUUUUCUUUUGUCUUGUGUUUGCCAAAUAUAAUAUAGUUACCUCUUGGGUUCUAAUGUUUUUGUCAGUUACUUGUAUGUGCUUAAAUUGGUCUGUGAAUAUGGACAUGCUCAUGUACGUUACUGUGGCUAACCGUAGAGCUACAGCUACUGCUAUACAAACGUUGUUUUCCCAUUUAUUAGGAGAUGCUUCAUCACCUUAUGUAGUCGGAUUGAUUUCUGAUUCGAUUAAAGGCGAUCGAACCGAUUUGGACAUGCAGUUCUUUGCUCUUCAAACCGCCUUGUUUGUCCCUAUUUUCCUUCUUGUUUGUAGUGGAGGUUUCUACCUUUUCUCCGGACUGUAUGUAUCUAAAGAUCAUAGAGAAGCAAAAUUCAUGAUGACAGGUGUUUGGGGAGAGCAGGAAGACGAUAUGGAAACCUUGAUUAGUCACAGUGAUAAUGAAGAUAAUACCUGA